This is a messenger RNA of Coffea eugenioides, 1386 nucleotides long. RefSeq names its product 60S ribosomal protein L23A-like. Gene Ontology annotation, molecular function: structural constituent of ribosome. Gene Ontology annotation, biological process: translation; ribosomal large subunit assembly. Gene Ontology annotation, cellular component: cytosolic large ribosomal subunit; ribosome. Lineage: Eukaryota; Viridiplantae; Streptophyta; Magnoliopsida; Gentianales; Rubiaceae. The record is from RefSeq and is a predicted model, not a curated record. The transcript has 2 exons. The coding region runs from base 109 to 783 and encodes 224 amino acids.
CUCUGCUCGAUCUCUCAUCUCUCCCCUCAAAAACCCUGUAAACCUGGGUCGUCGUCCGCUGCCUGGAUGUCCGAUGCUAUAAUCUUUUGAAAAAAAAAAAAAAAGAUUAUGGCUUUGCCUACUGCAAUGGUUUCUCCGGUGGCUGUUGCUCCCUCAAGCAUGGUCACCCGCAGUCGGCAAAAGGGUCUCAGUUUCAUUGCCUCGAAACCAAUUACCGGUACAACUACUCCACCGCCUCAAAUGUGUUUGAUUUUAAAGUUCCGUUGUUUGACGAUUAACGCUAAUCAAGCUAAGUUGCUUCCCACUGAGUCUGAGAGCUGGAAUGUUGCUAUUAAUACUGAAGCUUAUUUUACCAAGGGGCCCCAAUCUUGGAAGCAUGCUUUGAGAGCUGCAGCAAUAUCCAGCUCAGAUGCCGAGGGAGGUAAGAAUGUUCAACAAUUGGCUGAACCUAGUCGGCCAAGGUUGUCUAGGAAGGAAAGAAAUCCCAAAUGUCUUAGCAGUAGUGCAGCCCAAAAAGUGAUGCUUGACCAUUUCCAGAUUGUCAAAUAUCCCUUAAUUACUGAUUUGACCAUGCGAGUGAUGAUAGAAAACAACACUCUAACUUUUGUCGUGGAUAAACGUGCUGACAAGAAUAACAUAAAGGCAGCUGCCAAGAAGAUGUUUAAGAUUGAGACCAAGAAAGUAAAUACAUUGAUCAUGCCCAGUGGUAAUAAGAAAGCAUAUCUAACGUUGAUACCUGAUCAGAAAGCUGUUGAGGUAGCAAAGAAGAUCAAAAUCAUAUGAGAGAGCAGAAGCUUGCAUUCUUCAAUUUUGCUUCUUUUGUUGGGAGCUUAUAUGCUGUUGAACCCUUUAAAUCACUGAAAGGGUAUAAAAGUGAUUGCACUGCCCAGUCGCGAGCUAGUGACACUUCUAGGAAUCCUCUAGUUCUCGAGCGCCAUCUCCUUUGACAUUUCUCCAGUUGUCGACAACUGUUGACAUGCAUGUGGAUGCGUUCAUCCAUCAUUGUUAAUCCAUUUUAGCACGGCAGAGUCCAUUUUCUGGUGCAUAUGAGCGGUGCGUUAUGAGUCCUGCAUCCUCCAAUGCCAAAAGACAUGAUGGAAUUUCUAAUGAUAGUAAAUGUCUUUUGUAGCAUAGUGACCAUGUUGGUGGGUCUGAAUCUGAAUACGACUGUGGAGGAUCCUUUGAUAAAGAAUGAAGAUCUUCUUUAGUAGUAGUAAUAUUUAUAUGUUGCAAAGACGGUCUAACCAUGAUCAUGUAGUGCAUCAUCGUUUUUCUACUCAAGAUGUUUUUACUUUUUAUGAUAUGGAGUUAGGUAAGUUGUUGGGAGGGUGAAGGCUUUUUAAGAAAUUAUUAAUGACAUAAAUUGUCCUGAAUGGUUUUGAUUUU